AAAAGGCGGAAGCAGGUGUUGGGCGGGGCUCCUCGUGAGAGGCGUGGAGGAGCGUGAUGGAAGUAGUUAAGUGCCCAGAGCACGGGACCCUCUGCUUUUUGAAGACAGGCGUCCGCGAUGGCCCGAAUAAAGGAAGGAGCUUCUACGUGUGCCGGGCAGACACAUGCGGCUUCGUGAGGACCACCGACAUUCCUGUUUCUCAUUGUUUGUUGCAUGAGGACUUUGUGGUAGAGCUUCAAGGCUUGCUUCCACCACAUGGCAAGAAAGAAUACAGAUUGUUCUUCAGAUGCAUUAAAAGUAAGACAGAGGGGAAGCAGUGGUGUGGAUAUAUCCCGUGGCAGGAUCCUAAUUCCAAAGAGCACUCUGUAACCAAUAAGUCUCAGCGUGCGUCUGAGCCAUUUCGUUACCCUUCCGGCCAGCAGAGAAACCCAUUCAAGGCACUGGACAAGAAUCAAGAGCCGUCUCUCUGGAAACAGUUCAUCAAAGGCGAAGAUGAGGAAAAGAUGGCUGAUAAGGAGCAAAGGGAAAAGAGAGAUCUGUUCUUGGAUCAAAAGAAGGAACCGAAGCCUGAGUCUAACUGCUGGAUGGAGAAAGAUCUGUCAUCUGGCCUGGCGGUGAAGGAAAAACAAGCUACAGUUCAAGAGAAUCAGCGAGGGGAGAAAACAGAGUUGCAGCGUGAAGCAAAGGAGAUUGAAGGGACGCACAAAAGAAACGUUUUUGAGAUUAAAUCCAAACAGUGCCAAGAUAAUGAGCUUGGAAAACCAUCUGUGUCUCCUCAGGAGAAAUCGUGUGCUGAAAGUCAUCAUGUCCAAAAAGAAUCAGAACCUCUGAGAGAAAAGGAAACCAGGCCUUUGCCUCGAAUUGUUCUCAGCCAAAACCCAAUAAGCAAGGCCCCGCAAGGGGAACACCUCAGCAAGGAGAACCCCAAGAGUUGGGAGGCCAGAGGAACAAAGACAAAGGAGGACCCAAGUGCGCAGACCAUCCAGAAGGGGCUGCUCAAGGGGCAUUUCCAGGCGCCAGUGGAGACUCGCGAUGUGCCUGCCCCGAAAGGACCAGCCGCACAGUCUGCUCUACUGGCUGCAGGCCGUUCCCUGGGAGAGAGGCGAGGAGCUGACACCAGCAGUGGUGACAGUGAGGAAGAUGAUGUUAUUUCUGUUUCCUCUGAGCCAGGGAGCCCCUUACUCUUUGACUUGACUCCAGACUCACAGAGGAAGGAAAACCUUAAAGUCCCUGAUGAAAGUUUGCAAAGAAGAGCAUCUCCUGCCUCGGGUGUUUCUAAGAAGGUAGAACCUUCAAACUCAGCAGCCCAACGUGUGUACCUCACAACACAACUGAAACAGAAGAAGAGCACACUGGCAUCGGUGAACAUUCAGGUUCUUCCAGACAAGGGUCAGAAGUUGUUCAAGCAAAUUCAGGGGUUGGAGGAAGCCCUCCGUGCUCUCGCCCUCUCACCUGAGCAAGGCACUAAUGAGAAGAGUAACGCUCAAGUACCACAACAGAGUAACUUCACCAAAACUGCCACUGACCCACCCCACUUGGUGCCUCCCAAGCCCCUGCAGGGUCCCAAUCUCCAGCCUCUGGGUUCUCUCGGAGGAAAGGCUGCCUGCCAGGUAGCUGUUGGAGGACCCAGUCAGUGCUACAGAGGCCCUGCACCCCAAGAGUGCCUUCAUGCCGUGUGGAAAAUCACAAGUGAAGCCAUCGAUGAGCUGCAUCGAUCACUUGAGUCACGUCCUGGCGAGACAGCUGUGGCAGAGGAUCCGGCUGGGCUGAGGAUCCCUUUGCUCCUGCACCAGAAGCAGGCAUUAGCCUGGUUACUAUGGCGGGAAAGUCAGAAGCCACAAGGAGGAAUUCUGGCUGAUGAUAUGGGAUUAGGAAAAACUCUGACAAUGAUUGCACUCAUCCUGACCCAGAAGAAUCAGGAGGAAAACAAAGAAAAAGACAAAAACCCACCUUUGACUUGGCUUUCCAAAGAUGACCGCUUGGAGUUUACUUCCUGUAAAACACUGAUCGUCUGUCCCGCUUCCCUGAUCCAUCAUUGGAAAAAUGAAGUAGAGAAAUGUGUGAGCAACAACAAACUAAGAGUCUACCUCUAUCAUGGGCCAAACCGGGAUCAGCGAGCAAAAGUCCUCUCUACGUAUGACAUCGUGAUCACUACCUAUAGCCUUCUGGCCAAGGAGAUUCCCACAAGGAAGCAAGAGGGAGAGACCCCGGGGGCAAACCUCAGGGUGGAGCGUAUCUCAACACCUUUGCUUCGAAUAGUCUGGGCUCGAAUCAUACUGGAUGAAGCUCACAAUGUUAAGAAUCCCCGUGUGCAGACAUCCAUAGCUGUGUGUAAGCUACAAGCCCAUGCCCGUUGGGCUGUCACUGGAACCCCCAUUCAAAACAACUUGUUGGACAUGUAUUCACUGCUGAAAUUUCUCCGUUGUUCUCCAUUUGAUGAGUUCAGUCUGUGGAAGAGUCAGGUUGACAAUGGUUCAAAGAAAGGAGGAGAACGGUUAAGUAUUUUAACCAAGAGUCUUUUGCUGAGGAGAACAAAAGACCAGCUGGAUUCCACUGGCAAGCCCUUGGUGAUGCUGCCCCAGCGUAAAUUUCAGUUGCACCAUUUAAAGCUUUCUGAAGAUGAAGAGACUGUUUACAGUGUCCUUUUUGCAAGUUCAAGGUCAGCUCUACAGUCCUAUCUAACAAGACAUGAAAGUGGGGGCAACCGAUCUGGAAGGAGCCCUGAUAAUCCAUUCAGCAGAGUGGCACAGGAGUUUGGGUCCACUGGGCCUGGAUACUCUGUGGCGGCCGACUUGCAGGGAUCCAGCACCGUCCACAUACUCUCGCAGUUGCUGAGACUCCGGCAGUGUUGCUGUCAUCUUUCUUUACUGAAGUCGGCCUUGGAUCCGACAGAACUGAAGAGUGAAGCCCUGGUCCUUUCCUUGGAAGAGCAGCUCAGCGCUUUGACCUUGUCUGAACUCGAUAACUUAGAGCCGUCUUCCACUGUUGCCCUAAAUGGUAAAUGUUUCCAGGUGGAGCUUUUUGAAGACGUGCGCGAGAGCACCAAGAUUUCAUCUCUGUUGGCAGAAUUGGAGGCAAUCCGAAGAAAUUCAGGGUCCCAAAAGAGUGUCAUUGUCUCUCAGUGGACCAGCAUGCUGAAGGUUGUAGCAUUGCACCUUAAGAGGCACGGACUGACUUAUGCCACCAUCGAUGGCUCUGUCAACCCUAAACAGAGAAUGGACUUGGUAGAGGCAUUUAACAGCUCCAGGGGCCCUCAGGUUAUGCUAAUCUCUCUCUUGGCUGGAGGCGUUGGUCUAAACCUAACUGGAGGAAACCAUCUUUUUCUUCUGGAUAUGCACUGGAAUCCAUCACUUGAAGAUCAAGCUUGUGACCGAAUUUACCGAGUCGGGCAGCAGAAAGAUGUUGUCAUACACAGAUUCGUUUGUGAGGGAACAGUGGAAGAGAAGAUCUUGCAGCUCCAAGAAAAAAAGAAAGAUUUGGCCAAACAGGUUCUAUCAGGAUCUGGAAAAUGUGUUACCAAGCUCACCUUGGCUGACCUCAAAAUCCUAUUUGGCAUCUAACUUCCUGUUUAUAGGACUCAGAAUAGUGCCACUGUUGGUUUGUCUUAGGAUCUGAGGGUGAUGACGUUGCCAUGGUCCUUUGCGCUCUCCUUGGCAUUCCAUUUCACGUCAGGCCUUAUGCCUUCCUCAAAAUGAGGCAGAUUCGAGGGUCAGUUAUCAUGUUAACCAGUUGGUUAAUCAAUCAUGUUAAUCAAUCAACUUAUUUAAUGAGUGACAUAGAAACCAAAAAUUACUUCAGGUAAAAGAAAAUGCAAAAUGUAUAUAAUGUUAUAAACCAAUGUGACCUAAAUUAAAAAAAAAAAGAAAAUGCUUUAGAUAAUUUUGGAAAGCAGUUCUGGGAGAGUUGUACAUAAGCUGCAGUAAAAGCUCAGAAAGCCCUCUGUUGCUUUCUCUUCUCAGCUGAGGCGGGACCCAGUGUUAUUACCUUUUCUAAUGCAGGCCCCACCCCAUCUCUUCAUCUCUCCUGCUAAUGAGGCUGCUCUUAUAACCAUCUCUCUAUGGGCCAAGCAGGGAGUGGACCCCUACGGCCAUUCAGGCAGUUCUUCCUCUCAGGGUAGGAUCGGGGAGGUGCUUGGUACAUAAACAGUUGUUAGUAUUUGUAGCAUUGUAUCAUUCAGUAUUUGGUAUCAUAUCAUUUAGUGUUAUUAUAUCAUUUAGUAUUACUAUCAUAUCAUGUAGUAUUUGUGUAAUUUAAUAUCUAUAUUCUUUUUACAGUAUUUGUACUUUUACAAUUUUACAGUAAUUGUGGCACUUAGUAUCAUUGUUUCAUUUAGUAUUGUUGUGUCAUUUGGUGUUUGUAUUAUCAUUGGUACAAUCCAAUAAAUACGUUUGACAAUGUA
Messenger RNA from Equus quagga, 4399 nucleotides. It is a transcript of the gene TTF2, whose product is annotated as transcription termination factor 2. NCBI's taxonomy places the organism in Eukaryota, Metazoa, Chordata, Mammalia, Perissodactyla, Equidae. The record is from RefSeq and is a predicted model, not a curated record. Bases 57 to 3560 code for a protein of 1167 amino acids. The transcript has 23 exons. Gene Ontology annotation, molecular function: zinc ion binding; ATP-dependent chromatin remodeler activity; ATP binding.